This is a messenger RNA of Micropterus dolomieu (smallmouth bass), 1647 nucleotides long. Its product is annotated as deleted in malignant brain tumors 1 protein-like. Gene Ontology annotation, cellular component: membrane. The annotation marks the transcript as partial. The transcript is spliced from 5 exons. Lineage: Eukaryota; Metazoa; Chordata; Actinopteri; Centrarchiformes; Centrarchidae. The record is from RefSeq and is a predicted model, not a curated record.
GCCGUGUCAGCACCACAAGGUGCACGUUUUGGACAGGGCCAAGGGCCCAUCUGGCUGGAUGAUGUCACGUGCACAGGCAGCGAAUCAAAGCUCACCGAGUGCAGGCACCGUGGGUUUGGAUCUCACAAUUGCGGUCACCAUGAGGAUGCUGGUGUCGUGUGUGAAGCUGGUUCACCAGUGAGGCUGGUCAACUCUGACAACCGCUGCUCUGGCAGAGUGGAGCUCUACCAUCAUGGACAGUGGGGGACGGUGUGUGACGAUGCCUGGGACCUGAGGGAUGCCAACGUGGUGUGCAGACAGCUGGGCUGUGGCACUGCUCGUUCUGCACCAACAAAUGCAGCUUAUGGACAGGGCAGUGGACCCAUCUGGCUGGAUGAUGUCAGCUGUUUUGGAAAUGAACCCUCUAUAACAGACUGCAGACAUCGAGGGUUUGGGGUCCACAACUGCGGUCACGUUGAAGAUGCCAGCGUUGUGUGUGAAUUUCAACCAGGAUCCAACAGCACAGUUUUACCAACCACACCGACUCCAAGACCUCAGAACACCACCACUGCUCAGGUGAUAGCUAACACCACAACACCCGCAGACAACAGCACAGGAGUUGAGGGGCAGGUCCGCCUGGCCGAUGGAGGAAACAGCUCCUGCUCCGGUAGAGUGGAGAUCUUCCUCCGAGGACAGUGGGGGACGGUGUGUGACGAUGACUGGGGCCUGGUUGAUGCUCAGGUGGUGUGCAGACAGCUGGGCUGCGGCAGGGCCGUGUCAGCACCACAAGGUGCACGUUUUGGACAGGGCAGAGGGCCCAUCUGGCUGGAUGAUGUCAGCUGUUUUGGAAAUGAAUCAUCGAUAACAGACUGCAGACAUCGAGGGUUUGGGGUCCACAACUGCGGUCACGUUGAAGAUGCCAGCGUUGUGUGUGAAUUUCAACCAGGAUCCAACAGCACAGUUUUACCAACCACACCGACUCCAAGACCUCAGAACACCACCACUGCUCAGGUGAUAGCUAACACCACAACACCCGCAGACAACAGCACAGGAGUUGAGGGGCAGGUCCGCCUGGCCGAUGGAGGAAACAGCUCCUGCUCCGGUAGAGUGGAGAUCUUCCUCCGAGGACAGUGGGGGACGGUGUGUGACGAUGACUGGGGCCUGGUUGAUGCUCAGGUGGUGUGCAGACAGCUGGGCUGUGGCACUGCUCGUUCUGCACCAACAAAUGCAGCUUAUGGACAGGGCAGUGGACCCAUCUGGCUGGAUGAUGUCAGCUGUUUUGGAAAUGAAUCAUCGAUAACAGACUGCAGACAUCGAGGGUUUGGGGUCCACAACUGCGGUCACCUUGAAGAUGCCAGCGUUGUGUGUGAAUUUCAACCAGGAUCCAACAGCACAGUUUUACCAACCACACCGACUCCAAGACCUCAGAACACCACCACUGCUCAGGUGAUAGCUAACACCACAACACCCGCAGACAACAGCACAGGAGUUGAGGGGCAGGUCCGCCUGGCCGAUGGAGGAAACAGCUCCUGCUCCGGUAGAGUGGAGAUCUUCCUCCGAGGACAGUGGGGGACGGUGUGUGACGAUGACUGGGGCCUGGUUGAUGCUCAGGUGGUGUGCAGACAGCUGGGCUGCGGCAGGGCCGUGUCAGCACCACAAGGUGCACGU